Messenger RNA from Penicillium brevicompactum, 888 nucleotides. RefSeq lists its product as uncharacterized. The record is from RefSeq and is a predicted model, not a curated record. Bases 1 to 888 code for a protein of 295 amino acids. Lineage: Eukaryota; Fungi; Ascomycota; Eurotiomycetes; Eurotiales; Aspergillaceae. The transcript is spliced from 2 exons.
AUGGCAGAAAAUACGAACAAUACCUUUUCCGUGCACCAAACCAUCAAUUCAGAUGACUGGCACUACAGGCAAUCCGAAGCGUCUCAAGACUGGCUCCUGCAAACCGCCGGGAUAGAACCAGACCUCUAUGCCUAUCUGGUGCUGGCCCGCAACCCAGAAAGCCCCACCAAGCCCAAAAAGUGGAGUCAGGAAGAAGAGUCCAUCAAGCCAAAGAGCCUCAUUGCAGACAUGUUGUCCAAUUACGGCAGCUUGACAAAAUCUGCUCCCUUUGUCGCGACUGAUUAUUCCAAGAAUAAGUUGACUUCAACGGAUCAAGUCAUCAUUGACAUACGGCAAGAGAGCUCUUAUCUAAAGGAGUUCAUCCUACCCCUGAAAGAAAAUGUUGAACGCCAAAUGAAGUUUGUCGAAACGAUGCACGCCCAACUCUGGAUCCGCAGUCCAGCAGUACAAGGGACAUUGAACCGAGCCGUGGAUCGCUAUACCAAAUUCGUUGAGCUCUUCGAAGCAUACCCUGGGAGCGUGCUCGUGCCAACAAUCGAUAUCGAUCUAGUUUGGCAUACGCAUCAGGCCUCAGCGACAGAAUACCAGAGGUCGAUGAUCAACCGAACUGGCCGCUUCGUGGAUCACAAUGAUAAGAUAGGGAAGCCGAUUUUGAGUGGUGGAUUGGAAAAAACAGCCAAGCUGUUUACAGAGCGUUUUGGAGAAACAUAUACCAGAUGUCUUUGCUGGGAUUGUGAGGCUUCAACAUCUGCAUUCGACAACUCUGACGGUGAUGUCGACGAUGAAGUCAUAGAUUUACUUGUCAAAAAGGUGCAGGAUGACCUGGAGUAUUACAGAUUAGUUGAGUUGACAAGGCGUAAUGGAGGUCCGUUGCCUGUGCGGCAAUGA